This is a messenger RNA of Balaenoptera ricei (Rice's whale), 3286 nucleotides long. RefSeq names its product exostosin like glycosyltransferase 2 (gene EXTL2). The transcript has 6 exons. Lineage: Eukaryota; Metazoa; Chordata; Mammalia; Artiodactyla; Balaenopteridae. Gene Ontology annotation, molecular function: glycosyltransferase activity. The coding region runs from base 587 to 1678 and encodes 363 amino acids. The record is from RefSeq and is a predicted model, not a curated record. Gene Ontology annotation, cellular component: membrane.
AGUGCAGGGAAAACUGACUCGUCGGUGGGAUGCGAGGGCGUGCGCAGGGCCAGGGGCGAGCCCGGCGGGCCAGUGCUGGGCACCCACGGUCGUUGGAACUCUUCCAACGCCUCUCUGGGAAAUUGUUUGGGUAAGGUCAGGUGGUCCAUCACCUGAAUGAUUAAAAGUUGUUACCCUGGGGGAGAAAUGGGGCAAAGGAUGACUGGCUUUUGGAGGUGGGCUAGAAACUACAAAACCGAGCUUCUUGGGAACAGCCUUUUAGUCUAACAGGAAGUGGAGCGUCACCGAAAGGGAGGGGCGGCCACCCGGGACUGCCCUCUGCUUCAGGCUCUCUUUGUGGGCAGCGUUUCAUCCAGGUUGUCAAUCCAGCGAGUAAUGCCGGGUGAAUGCACGCCGCUGGGUUUGGAAAAAAAACGAAAAAUGAGCAAGCGAGAUCCCCCUUUCGUUUCAUCGUAACCAAGCUGGAAGCAAAUAAAUCGGCUAGGUCCCACUGCAGUCUUCUGCACUCGAGUGCCAAGAGGACCUGUUCCUAUCAAUUACUGAAGCCAUAAGGAAAAUUUUUUUAAAAAAUUAAAACUUUACCAUAAUGAGAACAGCCUGCAUAGAAAGUCCAGGAGAGAAUAUCCUUGAAAGCUCUCCGAAAAGAUUACUGCAAGGGAACAUUUCUCUUCAAAUCUGGACUUUUGAAAAGUGUUGCCACAUCUGCAAACUCCCUGGAAGAGUGAUGGGGAUUCGAGUACUUCGUUUCUCUUUGGUGGUAAUCCUUGUGUUACUGCUGGUAGCUGGGGCUUUGACCACUUUACUUCCUAAUAUCAAAGAAGACAAGAUGCUCACUUUGCGUAGGGAAAUAAAAUCCCAGGGCAAGUCCACCCAGGAUUCCUUUACUCUCAUAAUGCAGACGUACAACAGAACAGAUCUCUUAUUGAGACUUUUAAAUCAUUAUCAGGCAGUACCAUAUCUGCACAAAGUGAUUGUGGUGUGGAACAACGUUGGGGAGAAGGGACCAGAUGAGUUAUGGAACUCCCUAGGGCCUCACCCUGUCCCUGUGAUCUUCAAAGUACAGACAACAAACAGGAUGAGAAAUCGACUCCAGGUCUUUCCUGAACUGGAAACCAAUGCGGUGUUAAUGGUAGAUGAUGACAUGCUAAUUAGCACCCAAGACCUUGUUUUUGCUUUCUCCGUGUGGCAGCAAUUUCCUGAUCAAAUUGUAGGAUUUGUUCCAAGAAAGCAUGUGUCUACUUCCUCUGGUGUCUACAGUUAUGGAGGUUUUGAACUGCAAACACCGGGGUUUGGAAAUGGUGACCAUUACUCUCUGGUGCUGAUUGGAGCCUCAUUCUUCCAUAGCAAAUACCUUGAACUCUUUCAGAGGCAACCUGCAGCUGUCCAUGCUUUGUUAGAUGAAACGCAAAACUGUGAUGAUAUUGCCAUGAAUUUUAUCAUUGCCAAGCACACUGGGAAGACUUCGGGGGUAUUUGUGAAACCUGUAAACAUAGACAAUUUAGAAAAAGAAACCAAUGGUGGCUAUUCUGGAAUGUGGCAUCGAGCUGAGCACUUUCUGCAGAGGUCUUAUUGUAUAAAUAAGCUUGUUAACAUCUAUGAAGGCAUGCCCUUAAAAUACUCCAACAUUAUGAUUUCUCAGUUUGGUUUUCCAUAUGCCAACCACAAAAGUAAAAUGUGAAAGUAAAACAAACAAAAACAAACCUCAAAACUGCUUGGUAUUUGAGUAGCUUCUUCAUGCUAUGGUCGGUUUAUUUAUUUAUUUAUUUAUUUUUAAGCACAUCAUGAACUUUUUUCUACUCCAGAAGUCUCUACAAGGGGGAAAAAGUGCUUAGGGCUUCUAGCAUAUAAAAUUUACAGGCACUUCAAAACCCAAGAAGCUGAUAUUACCCAGAUAGGUCUUCUUGUGAGAAGUUUUCAUCCACAGAUAUAAUUCCUUGGUCAACAAUUUUAUUGUUUACAUUCUGAGACUGUUCUACAAUUUAAAAAAAUUUUUUUAAAUUGAAGUAUAGUUGAUUUACAGUGUUUUGAUAAUGUUCUAUGAUUUUUUUUUGACUCCUGGCACUUGCCUUAAGGACCUUUAGCAAACUGUUUUCAGGAUCAGAAACUCAAGACAAGUAUUUCUCAGCUUUUUCAUUAAAGGAUGAUUAUUUUCAUUUGAAGCCUGAAAUGCCUCUUCAACAAAAGCCUGUGGUAUAGGGAAAAGCCAUGUGAGGAGAGAAUAGUCUCAAUCCCAUAUAAAAACAAGUGGGAAAUUUGUGACUAUCAGUACUUCCCUUGUGGUCCUUCCAACCAGCCCUUUCCAGGACUAACUUAUCCCAGCAUGGUUUCGGUGCAACCAUCAGUGCUUUUAUUUCUGUGGAUAUCUGUUGUGACUGGGAGGGUUAAUUUUAGUAGAUAAAGGAUGUCUAGUUGUUCACUUGGUUUUUGUGAACAUUUACUGCAUGGAUCACAAAAACGUGCAACCUCUGUUUCUUAUAUGCAACUUACAUGCAGUGAGGAGUAAAUGUGUUACUAGAUUCAGGUCGUGCACUUUGUCACUGAAUCUGACUUUGAGAUUGCACAUUAAUUCUUAGAUUUUACAGAAAGUAUGUAUUGUGUAAGAAACAUGUAUAAAAUAACUCUUGAAAGAGUGAUUAAGUAGGAACUGGCAGAAAUUACAACCCUUACUAUCAAAUGAUCUUUAUUGUUAUAAAAGCAUAGGUUAUCUCCUGGAUACUAAAACGUGUGUAUUACGCACUAGGUCAAUCUCUUGCGUUCAGAACUUCUUCCCUCCACCCCGCAAAAGAUCCAGAGAUCAUUUCAAUUACAUAGAUACAGGAAAAAAUAAGAGACCUGAGUCAUAGUAGAGGAAUUCCACAGGGACUCUGCAUCAGUUGAUUGUUAAGUUGCCCACUUUCUGUUAUGUGAAUUAGUAUCUGUUCCACACGGUGUCUGUGUUUGGUCGUUGUUCACUAUUGGUGGAAAGGAAUACUCAGGCCUCUUUCUGCCACCUUCUCCUCUUCCUAUGCCCCCUCCUGCUCCCAUUAUGCCGUUAUAUUCUCAAAAUUGCAAAGCUAUGAAAAUAAUCAUGGUUAAUGUUCCAACGAUGAGGUCUCUGUGCAAUUAGCUCAGUGUAUAUUGUUCCUUUACAUGGGCAUGUGUAUGUAUCUUAAUGCCAUCAGAGAAAACCAAUAGAACUCGCAGCCUCACUAAAAAUUUAUAGUGCUAAUUAUCUGCUUUGUCCAACCUUGGUAGUGACUUUUUGCCUCUUCAGAUUGGCAGAUAAAUAAAAUAAACUUUUACCAUC